ACACCACAGUUCGUUGCAGUGUAAUAAACAACGGAGUGAUAUUUCGAACGGGACUCAAAUUACGGAAAUGCAAUAAAAUGUUAAAGUUAACAAAAUUCGUAGUGCUUUUGCUUUUGGCUGUAUCCUUUCAAAGUUCGUCGGGAUGUAAACGAGUCGAGGAGUCGAAUAAAUUUGCCAAUACGGAUAUAUCGGUGAAAUUGAAAAGAUCCGGAAAGUUACAAUAUGAAUUAGUAAAAGGUUCCAACAUUUUACAUACUGUCACCUUUGACAACUUCAACACCAACAAUGAUUUGAUUAUGACAUCCAAGGGGACAAUACAGAUAAGUGAUGGCAAGGAAACUAUUGAAUUCGAAUUGGUUACAUCGGAUAGCACAGUAACCCACAUUCGAGUAAUUCGCGAAAAUUUGCCCAAUAAUGGCGAACCAAAAGAUUGUUUCGAUUUAGAUAUGGCAUCAACACAUUGGUACGGCGGACCCGAAGAUCGUUAUCAAUAUUAUCCCGUGGAACGUUUAACUUUUGAAAAUUAUUCCUAUGUCACGAAGGAAGAUCAUAAUGCUGGCGUAGCCGAACGUUAUUGGCUAAAUUCAAAUGGUGUUUUCAUUUUUGUUGAAACCGAAACGCCAUUGUUUAUAAAUCAAAAUGCUCCAGGCUAUGAGAACAAAUUGUGUUUAUCGGCUCGCAACAGUUUGCCAUAUAACAGCCGGGCCACAGGUCGUAGUUUUGUUUAUCACAUCGGUGUGGCGGAUAAUGCCAAAACGGCGCAUAUGCAUGCUGUGGAAACGUUGCUGGGACAUCCUACGAGCUAUCCGGACGAGCGAAUGGUCAAAUAUCCCAUAUGGUCGACAUGGGCAUUGUACAAGGCAGAUAUAAAUGAUCAAAUUGUACGAGAUUUUGGCGAUGCAAUUUUGAAAUAUGGCUUUGAAAAUAGCCAGCUGGAAAUCGAUGAUGACUGGGAGGAUUGUUAUGGUGCACUGACAUUCCGAAAAUCGAAGUUUCCAAAUAUUAAACAGUUGACAGAUGAUUUAAAGGCCAAAGGAUUCCGUGUUACACUGUGGAUACAUCCCUUCAUUAACAAGAACUGUGAACCCACCUAUAGUGAUGCUCUUAACAAGGGAUAUUUAGUUCUAGAUCACAAGGGAAACCCAGAUACCCAAUGGUGGAACAGCAAAACCGGUGAAGCCGCCUACGUUGACUUUACCAAAACCGAGGUCCAGGAAUGGUUUAAAAAACGCUUGCAACGCCUACAAACCGAAGAUGGCAUUGACAGCUUUAAAUUUGAUGCGGGUGAGACAAGUUGGGUACCCAGUGAUCCUGUGCUUAGCGGCGACGAACAUAUGUCGCCACAUCAAAUUACCGAACAAUAUGUACGCACUGUGGGCUCCUUUGGUCCCAUGGUUGAAGUGCGUUCCGGCCAAGGUACUCAAGAUAUGGCCAUUUUUGUUCGUAUGAUCGACAAAGAUUCCGAAUGGAGUUGGAAUAAUGGUCUGCUAACUUUGAUUACAACUCUGUUGCAAUUGAACAUGAAUGGUUACCCGUUUGUUUUGCCCGAUAUGAUUGGUGGAAAUGGUUAUAACAAUAAACCACCAACCAAGGAGCUAUUUAUUAGAUGGCUUCAGGCCAAUGUUUUUAUGCCAAGUCUGCAGUUCUCUUUUGUGCCCUGGACAUUCGACGAGGAGACCAUUGAGAUUAGUAAGAAAUUUACCAAAUUGCAUGCGGACUAUACACCGCAGAUAAUGGAUCGUUUUAAACUGGCUGCCAGCACCGGAGAACCGGUUAACCCACCUCUAUGGUGGGUGGAUCCCGAGGAUAAAACUGCCCAGGGAAUCUGUGAUCAAUUCCUCUUGGGCGAUAGCAUCAUUGCAGCUCCCAUUAUCAGAGAGAAUGAAACCAAACGUGACAUUUAUCUACCCAAGGGUACAUGGAAGGAUGGUAAUUCCGAUACUGUUCACACUGGUCCCAUAUGGAUAAUGGAUUAUCCAGCCCCAUUGGAUACUUUGCCAUAUUUCAUAAAACAAGCUUAAGUGUCAGAUGUUUGUUUGAAAUGUCAAAUUUUUUUGAGCAAAAAUAUGUAAAUUAUGUAAA
Messenger RNA from Musca domestica (house fly), 2082 nucleotides. RefSeq names its product myogenesis-regulating glycosidase (gene tobi). Gene Ontology annotation, molecular function: hydrolase activity, hydrolyzing O-glycosyl compounds. Gene Ontology annotation, biological process: carbohydrate metabolic process. The coding region runs from base 78 to 2021 and encodes 647 amino acids. NCBI's taxonomy places the organism in Eukaryota, Metazoa, Arthropoda, Insecta, Diptera, Muscidae. The record is from RefSeq and is a predicted model, not a curated record. The transcript has 4 exons.